AUGGCUGCUGCUGCUACGGGCGGGAGUCCCCUCCGGGAUCUCUGCGACGAAAUCACUUGUCCCAUCUGCCUAGAGUCUUUCAAGGACCCGGUGACCAUAACCACCUGCGGACACAAUUUCUGCCGCGCCUGCCUGAGCUGCUACUGCCAAGGGACCGAGAGAGGCGGCGUCGGCACCCCUUGUCCCCAGUGCAGAAAAACCUUCCACCACGGCCAAAACAUCAUCCCCAACCGGCCGCUGGCCAACGUGGUGCAGAUCGCGGAGAAGUUCCGACGGGCGGAAGAAGAAAACCCGGGCAAAGCCAAUUUGUGUGAAAAGUACCAUCGGCCCGUCAAAAUCUCCUGCCAGCACCAAACCGUCCUCCACUGUGCCAUCUGCGGCACCACCAAGCCGCACAACAGCAACCAUGGGAGCUCAACCAUGCAAAAGGCCAACGACGUAAAUAAGGAAUACAUUGACAGUUUUGUGGAGAUGCUGAAGGAGGCAAAACAAAAUAUUGCCGCACAUCAGUCAGAUAAAGAGAAGGAAAGCAAGGAUUUGCUGAGACAAAUAAAAGAGGAGCGAGGAAAGGCAGCAUCUCUGUUUAAAGAUCUCCACCACUUCCUGAAAGAACAAGAAGAACAAUUUCUGACCCAGAUGGUAGAAGCAGAGGAGGAGAUUACCGUAAAAAGAGAUUCCUUCAUGGCUUUCUUUUCCCAGGAACUUUCACUCUAUGAAAGGAUCAUCCAGAAGAUAAAAAAUUCUCAGCAGCCCAACAACGAUCUUUUUAUGGAAAUCUUAAACAGCUUGCAGAGUGAAGAAAAGAUUACGAACCGCCCAUCUUUCCAACGUGCCCUAAAGUGGAGAAUUUGGGACUUCUGUGAUAUCAAUAACAUCCUGGAAGAAAUCACAAAACACUUUAAAGAUACUUUGCUAUCUGGUCUUCAGCUUCAGAAAGCAAACAUAACCCUGGAUCCAAACACGGCUCAUCCCCAAAUCACCCUGUUCCUGGAUGGGAAAACAGCGGAACUAGGCGAACGUUGUCAAGAAUUGCCCAACAAUCCUGAAAGAUUUGACUUACUGGCUGCGGUGCUGGGACAUGAAGAAUUCAAGGAGGGCCGGCAUUUCUGGGAAGUCAACGUAGAGAGUCAGAAAGAAUGGGCAGUGGGGAUUUGUCAGAAGAGUGUGAAAAGGAAGGAUUCGUUCUCCUUGAAUACAGAAGAAGGGGUCAGUAUGCUGGGAAGAUGGAGAGGUAAUUACAGAUUCUCCCUCCCACCUAGUCCUCUUCCUCACAUCCCGGACAAGAAAUUAAAAAGAAUCCGGGUGUGUCUAAACUGUGCUGCCGGGAAGGUUUCGUUUUUUGACGCUGAGACUGGAACUCUGCUCUACUCAACAACUUCCUUUCCAGGAGAGAACGUUCUUCCCUUCUUUUGGCUGGGGUCAUAUGCCCAGCUCAGCCUUUGCCAAUGAGACCUUCCAGUGGGGCCCCUGUAAGAAUUCCAGAUGUUGGCACCAACCCUUGUUUCCCUUUCUUGCAGUUGGGUUUUCUCGAUGUUCAGGAAGAAUGCAUCACACACAUACACACAAUAAAGCAAUA
Messenger RNA from Pseudonaja textilis, 1576 nucleotides. Its product is annotated as E3 ubiquitin-protein ligase TRIM7-like. The record is from RefSeq and is a predicted model, not a curated record. Gene Ontology annotation, molecular function: protein binding. NCBI's taxonomy places the organism in Eukaryota, Metazoa, Chordata, Lepidosauria, Squamata, Elapidae.